AAAACACCAAGGUAGUCCCAAAAAGGCGGCGAACAAAGUGCUGGCUCGACGCGAUAAGUCGAGUAGGAUGUAAAACCGGAGGGUCCAGUUCAUGGGAACAUCCCUCUGCCUUGAUUUUCAAUGAAAUGAAGGCGUUGGAUGCGAGGCAAAGGGGGGAAAAGUGGUACCAGACGCAGGGAAAAACGUCCAUACGUGCUUUAUCUUAGUGGCUGUGACGUGAUAUUGCAGCCCCAGUCCUGAAGCUCGGAGAGCGAGCAAGCGAGAGAGCGGUUCCUAUCUCUCUCUAUACUCAGUAUUCAAACAUCUUCCCUCCAUCAGCUAAGGAUUUUUUGUCUGCCUGCUGCCUGUCUCUAAUAUCUCUGGAGAGAGGAGAAGCUGGGGGUAGAGGACCCAUCUUGAUACCUUCACUUUCAUUUUUUGUUAGGGUAUUUUGGUGCAACCCUGUGUUUUCUCGUUCUGCUUACUUUAAUUCGCGGCGCAGUAAAUAGCUUUCCAACCCUUUUUGUAUUUCUUUUUAUCGCGGUAUUGGUGUGGCGUUCGCUCGAACUGGUUCCCUUUUUGUGGGAGAAAGAAGCGAGAUGAGACCGACUGGAUCCUAACGUAUUUUUUCGUCUAUUGACCGUCUUGUUGCACUGGACUUCAAUCGUGGGCAAUGGGAAGUAUUGAUUCGCAAGAAGGCAGCACAUUUUGUUGUUAUUUCUGAAGGAUGUGUGCAAGUAUGUUGGAAAAAUAGCCAUAGUUUCCGGAGUGUAAGGCCAAAUGACAUAGGAUGAAGGCUAUUCGUAACCUGUUGAUUUAUAUAUUUUCCACCUAUCUCCUGGUAAUGUUUGGAUUUACUGGUGCCCAAGACUUCUGGUGUUCCACUUUGGUCAAGGGGGUUAUCUAUGGAUCUUACUCGGUGAAUGAAAUGUUUCCCAAGAACUACACAAACUGUACUUGGACGUUGGAGAACCCUGAUCCUACCAAAUACAGCAUCUACCUGAAAUUGUACAAGCGAGAUCUGAGCUGCUCAAACUUCUCUCUGUUGGCUUACCAGUUUGAUCAUUUCUCGCACGAGAAGAUCAACGAGCUUCUGAGAAGUAAUGAGUCUAUAGUAUACGUGUGUGAUUCCAAGAAUAUUUAUAUAUUUUUGCAGUACGACAAGAAUUUCGUUCAGCUUCGCCGGGUGUUCCCAUUCGAUUAUACUGGAUUGAUACAAAAGAAAACGGAAGAGGAGCAAAAAUCGGUGUUGGAGUUCUUGGUUUUGAACAAGGCCAGCCCCAGUCAGUUCGGCUGUCAGGUGCUGUGCACUUGGUUGGAGAACUGCCUUAAAACGGAGAAGGGAACCGCGGAAUCGUGUGGAAUAGUGUAUACAAAAUGCACCUGCCCUCAGCAUUUGGGCGACGGAGAGUCGGAAAAUGCGCUCGUGCUCAACAAUGUUGUCUUGCCUCUGAAUCCCCAAACGGAAGGAUGCCUGACUCCGCAGCUACGAACUGCGCAGGUCUGCAACUUAAGCGCUGAAGUGAAACGACCCCCAAAGGAAGAAUUUGGAAUGAUGGGAGAACAUACAGUUAAAACACAGCGGCCGAGGUCUGUUCAUGAAACAAAGGGCCAGCAGGAGCAAGCUGAAUCUGCUAAAUUUAUGGCACAAACUGGUGACUCUGGUGCUGAGGAGUGGUCCCACUGGAGCUCAUGCUCAGUUUCGUGCGGUCAAGGGUCGCAGGUGCGAACGAGAACGUGUGUCUCGCCGUACGGAACACACUGCAGCGGCCCUUUAAGGGAAUCGAGGGUUUGCAAUAACACUGCUCCCUGCCCAGUGCACGGCGUCUGGGACGAGUGGUCCCCCUGGAGCCUGUGCUCCUUCACCUGCGGCCGAGGCCAGCGCACCCGAACCCGGACCUGCUACCCGCCCCAGCACGGCGGGAGGGCCUGCGACGGGCCCGAGACCCAGACCAAGCUCUGCAACAUCGCCGUCUGCCCAGUGGAUGGGCAGUGGCAGGAGUGGAGCCCGUGGAGCGACUGCUCGGUGACCUGCGCCAACGGCACCCAGCAGCGGACCAGGCACUGCUCCGCGGCGGCGCACGGCGGCUCGGAGUGCCGGGGCCACUGGGCCGAGAGCCGGGAGUGCUACAACCCCGACUGCACAGCCAACGGACAGUGGAACCCCUGGGGGCCCUGGAGCGGCUGCUCCAAGUCCUGCGACGGAGGCUGGCAGAAGAGAUCGCGGGUCUGCCAGGGCGCGGCCGUCACCGGGCAACAGUGCGAGGGCACGGGCGAGGAGGUCCGCAGGUGCAGCGACCAGCGUUGCCCAGCCCCGUACGAGAUCUGCCCGGAGGACUACGCCGUGUCCAUGGUGUGGAGGAGGACUCCUUCCGGCGACCUGGCCUUCAACAGGUGUCCCCCCAACGCGACAGGCACCACUAGUCGACGCUGCUCGCUGGAUUACCGGGGCGUGGCCGUGUGGGAGCAGCCCAGCUACGCCCGAUGCAUAACAAACGACUUCAGAUACUUGCAGCAAUCAAUGUGGCAGGUGAAAGAGAAUUUGGCCAAAGGGCAGAGGGCCACGGCGGGAGACGGGAUGUCCCAGGUGACCAAGACGCUCCUGGACCUCACGCAGCGGCGCAGCUUCUACGCCGGCGACCUGCUGACCUCCGUGGAGAUCCUGCGCAACGUGACGGACACCUUCCGGAGGGCCAGCUACGUGCCGUCGUCGGACGACGUGCAGAACUUUUUCCAGACCAUCAGUAACCUGUUGGAAGAGGAGAACAGAGAGAAGUGGGAGGAUGCACAGAAGAUCUACCCGGGCUCUGUGGAGCUGAUGCAGGUCAUUGAAGACUUCAUCCACAUCGUUGGCCUGGGGAUGAAGGACUUCCACAACUCCUAUCUGAUGACGGGGAACUUGGUGGCCAGCAUACAGAAGCUCCCGGCAGUCUCCGUGAUGACGGACAUCAACUUCCCCAUGAAGGGGCGCAAAGGGAUGGUGGACUGGGCCCGGAACUCCGAGGACAAGGUGGUCAUCCCCAAAGGCAUCUUCAUCCCCCAGUCCGCAGAAGCAGACGGAUCCCCUGUGUUCAUCCUGGGGACGGUUUUAUACAAAACCCUGGGACUUAUGCUGCCGACCCCCAAGAACAACACCGGCGUGAACUCCAAGGUCAUCGCCGUGACGGUCAGGCCGGACCCAAAGAUGCAGGAGACGCCCCUGGAGAUCGAGCUGGCGCACCUGGCCAACGGCACGAUGAACCCGUUCUGCGCGCUGUGGGACAGCACCGUCAUGAACGAUUCUUGGGGAACCUGGUCCGCCAAGGGAUGUAAAACCGUGCUUACUGAUGCAUCCCAUACAAAAUGCUUAUGUGAUCGUGUGUCUACCUUCGCCAUUUUGGCUCAGCUACCAAGAGAAAUAACUAUGGAGUACUCAGGAGUGCCCACCGUGACCCUGAUUGUCGGCUGUGGCCUGUCCUGCGUGGCCUUGAUCACGCUGGCGGUGGUGUACGCGGUGCUGUGGAGGUACAUCCGAUCGGAGAGGUCAAUCAUCCUGAUCAACUUCUGCCUGUCCAUCGUGUGCUCCAACGUGCUGAUCCUGGUGGGGCAAACCCAGACGCACAAUGCGGGCGUGUGCACCAUGACCACGGCCUUCCUGCACUUCUUCUUCCUGGCCUCCUUCUGCUGGGUGCUGACGGAGGCGUGGCAGUCCUACAUGGCCGUGACGGGGAAGGUCCGCACCCGCCUGAUCCGCAAGAGGUUCCUGUGCCUGGGAUGGGGGUUGCCCGCCCUAGUGGUCGCCAUCUCCAUGGGAUUCACCAAGGCCAAGGGCUACGGGACGCCGCAGUACUGCUGGCUGUCUCUGGAAGGGGGCCUGCUCUACGCCUUCGUUGGGCCUGCCGCCGCCGUCGUCCUGGUCAACAUGGUGAUUGGCAUUUUGGUGUUCAAUAAGCUGGUGUCCAGAGACGGCAUCCUGGACAAGAAGCUAAAACACAGAGCAGGGCCCAUGACCGAGCCCCAUACAGGAUUAACUCUAAAAUGCGCCAAAUGCGGGGUCGUCUCCACCACCGCUUUAUCCGCGACUACGGCCAGCAACGCCAUGGCGUCUCUGUGGAGCUCCUGUGUGGUGCUGCCGCUGCUGGCGCUCACGUGGAUGUCAGCGGUUCUGGCCAUGACGGACAAGCGCUCGAUACUCUUUCAGAUACUCUUCGCCGUCUUCGAUUCCCUGCAAGGAUUCGUCAUCGUCAUGGUCCACUGCGUCCUGCGGAGAGAGGUGCAGGAUGCCUUCAGAUGUCGCCUGAGAAACUGCCAGGAUCCAAUCAGCACGGACGCCACAGGCACGUUCCCCAAUGGGCACGCCCAGAUCAUGACCGACUUUGAAAAAGACGUGGACAUCGCCUGUCGAUCAGCGCUCCAUAAGGACAUGGGGUCCUGCCGCGCGGCCACCAUCACCGGCACCCUCUCCCGCAUCUCGCUGAACGACGAGGAGGACGAGAAGGGCCCGGAGGGCCUCAGCUUCUCCACGCUGCCGGGCAACAUCAUCUCCAAGGUGAUCAUCCAGCAGCCGCCGGGCCUGCACAUGCCCAUGGGCGUGGGCGACCUGGGCGAGCCGUGCCACGGCGACGGCGGCGGCGACCUCCGCCGGACGGUGUACCUGUGCACGGACGACGCCGUGCGCUCCUCCGACCAGGAGGUGGGCGGGCACGAGCUGGGGGGCCACGGCCAGCUGGGGGGCCACGGCCAGCAGGGCCCCAUGAUGGAGCCCGACUACAUCGUGAUGCCCCGAGGCUCGGGCAGCGCGCCCACGCUCAUGAAGGACGACGGCAAGAUGAGCAUGGGCAUGGACGCCAUGGCCCACGAGCGCCUGGCGCACUACAAGGUCAGCCCCGAUUUCGGCAUGGGCCCCGGGGGCAUGGAGCACAUGGCCAUGGGCCUGGACCAGCCCUUCUCCGCCGCCGAGCACGGGCAGAGCCUGCCCUUCGAGCCCCGCACCGCCGUCAAGAACUUCCUGGCCGAGAUGGAGGAGAGCGCCGGGAUGUCCAGGAGCGAGACGGGCUCCACCAUUUCCAUGAGCUCCCUGGAGCGAAGAAAGUCGCGAUAUUCAGACUUGGACUUUGAAAAAGUGAUGCACACCAGGAAGAGACACAUGGAGCUUUUUCAGGAGCUCAAUCAGAAAUUCCAGACUCUCGACCGAUUCCGAGACAUACCAAAUAUGGCCGGCAUGGAGAAGGCGAUGCCGAACAAGAACCCGUGGGAGAGCUACAACCCGGGGAGUGAGUACCAGAACUACGCCACUAUGAAUGUACUAGAAUCCCACGCCAAGGACUCGCUGGAGAUGACCCCCGCGGAGUGGGAGAAGUGUGUCAGCCUUCCCCUAGACGUCCAGGAGGGGGACUUCCAGACGGAGGUGUAAAAGGCGGGGGGAAAUGGGGG
Anguilla anguilla (European eel) is the source of this 5391-nucleotide messenger RNA. It is a transcript of the gene adgrb3, whose product is annotated as adhesion G protein-coupled receptor B3. Bases 770 to 5371 code for a protein of 1533 amino acids. Gene Ontology annotation, biological process: cell surface receptor signaling pathway; negative regulation of angiogenesis; adenylate cyclase-activating G protein-coupled receptor signaling pathway. Gene Ontology annotation, cellular component: synaptic cleft; plasma membrane; postsynapse. The record is from RefSeq and is a predicted model, not a curated record. The transcript has 31 exons. NCBI's taxonomy places the organism in Eukaryota, Metazoa, Chordata, Actinopteri, Anguilliformes, Anguillidae. Gene Ontology annotation, molecular function: G protein-coupled receptor activity.